This is a messenger RNA of Leishmania major strain Friedlin, 1458 nucleotides long. RefSeq names its product putative transcription like protein nupm1. The coding region runs from base 1 to 1458 and encodes 485 amino acids. The record is from RefSeq and is a predicted model, not a curated record. Lineage: Eukaryota; Euglenozoa; Kinetoplastea; Trypanosomatida; Trypanosomatidae. The transcript has a single exon.
AUGCAUCUCUCUGCCACAGCAGCCGCCCUCCUCUGUGUUGUCAGCGCUGCCGCCUUAGGCUUCGGCAUCAUUUUUGCUUUGUUUGCGUUGAUGUACUUCGGCUGCCUCAGGAUCCCAGACGGUGGCGUGGCCAAUGGCAACCGCCGCUGGCUGCGCGAGCGCAAUGCCCCCGAGCAGCUGGGCUCGUCCUCCAGUGGCGAGGCGGCCGCGGUAGAGCGUCAGUGGAAGGGCAUUCCGCUGAACUCGCGGCCGCCGCGCCUGACGCCGGAGCAGGAGAUCCUGCGUGAGAAGGCGAUGGAGAAGUACAAGCGCCGUCGGGCCCGCGAGGAGCGCCGUCGGGCCCACCAGGAGCGCCGCAGUCAGUACCAAGCUGCCCGCGAGGCACGCAUGGCAAGUGUGCGCGAGGGCGCCAGAGAAGGCGCGGUGAGCGAGGACGAGUUUGCCGGCGACUCCUCUGACACCAGUCAAACGACGCUAACGUCUGGGGCGACGACGGUGCGGACGACGUCGACUGUCGCGUACGGGCGCAGCUCCUAUCUCCGGCCCCCCUCAGGUGACUGCACGGUGCAUGUAGACGAGCAUGAUGAUAACGAUGACCGGCGCAGCUCGCGCAGCGGAGGUUCGCGAAGCAGCCGUGGCUCUGCGCGCAGCCGCGCCAGCCAAGGCACAGUCGCCACCAUCAAGUCGUACUUGCGUCACCGCCAGCACCAGCGCCUGCGUCGCCGCGAGGAGCAGCAGCAGCUGGAGCUGUUUAACCAGUGGACAUAUGCGCAGAUGGUAUCCUCCUCGGAGCUGUCGUCUUCCUCAAAGUCUGUCUCUGCGUCGUCACAGCAUGACGGGGAGAGAAGCGCGACUGGUGGAGGCGCUCGUCACCGCACCCGAACGGCCUGUGGCAGUCGCAGUUGCAAUCAUGCGCAUUCGGGCCGCACGGCCAGCGUGGCCAGCUCAGCACCUCGUCCUCUGGAGGACGUGCUCGGUACCGACUGCGAGUCGUACCCAUUCCUUGUGAACGUCGAGCGCGGCAAUCUGGAGGGUUUCAGAGUUGACACGCAGCGCCCAUCGCUGCACCAAUCUGCGCCCACUGCAAACACUAGCAGGUGCGACACGGUAUUCCCCGGUGCGUUUACAUCCUCGAAAGGCACGACAGGUGCAACCUCGCCGCACGUGGCGUCGGCGGAGCACGUCGAAUAUGCCGGCCGUGGUGAAUCCGGGAUGCACGCUGGCGAGCACGUCGACCAUCGGCAGCCGCGCCGCCACAAGCGCACGUGGAAGGAUGUCGAGCACAACGUCGCACUCAGUGGUUUCUUCAAUACCUCUACAAAUAACAACAUGGCCAGCGUAGACACCGCGUCUCGGUCUCACUACAACGAUGGAGAGGCGCCAGCCCCAUCCUUAAGCGCUCCUGAAGAACCGGUGGACCGCUCCUUGGGCCUCCACGAGCCGAUUUGCCAUGAGUGA